This is a messenger RNA of Candoia aspera, 481 nucleotides long. RefSeq names its product chromosome 3 C8orf88 homolog (gene C3H8orf88). Gene Ontology annotation, biological process: negative regulation of translational initiation. Lineage: Eukaryota; Metazoa; Chordata; Lepidosauria; Squamata; Candoiidae. Gene Ontology annotation, molecular function: eukaryotic initiation factor 4E binding. The transcript is spliced from 4 exons. The record is from RefSeq and is a predicted model, not a curated record. Gene Ontology annotation, cellular component: cytoplasm. The coding region runs from base 122 to 481 and encodes 119 amino acids.
GUGAGUGGCCAUGGAGUUGGGAAGUCCUGAAUUAGUACACUUUGAGCAACCGCCCGGUUUCCAUCUGUGUAUUUGGGGGCUGUUUACUUUUACAGCAUGGCAUCUCCAAGUGUUUUAACAGAUGGAAACUAAAAGAUUGAUUGGUAAAACCCUCCAGCCAGCAAGACCUGUGCGCCACCUCUCUUCUCAUGCAUCCUUUUCCACAGUAUCAACAGGCCCUGUUAACUUUCAGUUUCCAUGUAGUGCUCCUGUCUUUUUACAUAAUGAAAUUAGUUCAAUGUGUAAAUCUAAUGGAAUGCUGGUCUUAAAUGAAAAUGUGAUUCCUAGUCUGUCAGAGCAGCAUAAACAUGAAGUCACAAAAGAAAGAAUAACAUAUAGCAGAGAUUUCCUUCUGAAACUUUCAGGGGUUUCACUUGCUCAAAAGAAGCCAGAAUUUCUUCCUGAUCACCCUGUGGUACUAGAAAAACCAGUAAGUAUUUGA